Messenger RNA from Magnolia sinica, 1967 nucleotides. RefSeq names its product pentatricopeptide repeat-containing protein At3g62890-like. The coding region runs from base 39 to 1922 and encodes 627 amino acids. The record is from RefSeq and is a predicted model, not a curated record. The transcript has a single exon. Gene Ontology annotation, molecular function: protein binding; RNA binding; zinc ion binding. Lineage: Eukaryota; Viridiplantae; Streptophyta; Magnoliopsida; Magnoliales; Magnoliaceae. Gene Ontology annotation, biological process: RNA modification.
ACCUUUUUCAACCAUCCGUUGGCAAAACAGCCGUUAUCAUGCUUCCCUCUCUAUCUUCCCUCCAACACCCUCCCUUUCAGAAGCCCCACCAAAAUCAACCCAACCCUCAAAUCCAACCGUCCGAUCUCCUCCACAGCUUCACCACCCCAUUCCAACUCAAGCAAAUCCAUGCCCACAUCAUCAAAACCAACAACUCCAUCUCGACCCUCCCUCUCCAGAGAGUGGCCCACGUCUGUGGCCUGUCACGAUCAUCCUUUGAUUACGCCCGUCAGAUCAUUCAUUGCGUCAAAAUUCCGGAGAUUAUUCUGUGGAAUUCUUGCUUAAAGAGUCUCGCAGAAGGAGAUUCCCCUGAGGAUACCGUCCAUCUCUUCUACAGACUGCGACAGGUCGAUCUCUUGCCUGAUACUUUCACCUGUUCUUUUGUACUCAAGGCCUGCUCACGUAUACCGUCCCUCUCGGAUGGGCGGAUUGUACACGGAUUUGUUGAGAAGCUUGGGUUCCGAACAGAUCUGUUCUUGCAAAACACGAUUAUUCACAUGUAUGCUUGUUGUGGAGUUCUGGAUGAUGCACGCCUCUUGUUUGAGAAAAUGCCGCAGCGAGAUGUUGUGAGUUGGAAUAUCUUGAUUACACAGUUUACAAAGCAGGGGGAGAUGGGGACUGCAAAGGAGUUGUUUGAUGAAAUGCCGGAGAGGAGUGUGACCUCUUGGACUGCGAUGAUUGCUGGGUAUGUCCAGUGUGGGAAUCCUGCAGAGUCGAUCCGUCUCUUUGGUGAGAUGGAAGAGGCAGGCGCCAGACCGAAUGAGGUAACUGUUGUAGCCGUUCUGGCAGCUUGUGCAGAUCUGGGAGCAUUGGACCUUGGGAAGAGGGUUCAUGAGUAUUCCGAUCAAUGUGGAUUUCAAAGAAAUGUGCGCAUUUGUAACACUCUAAUUGAUAUGUAUAUCAAAUGCGGGUGUCUGGAAAUCACGCAAAAAGUCUUCAACAAAAUGGAAGAAAGAACGGUUGUGUCAUGGUCUGCCAUGAUCGGAGGGCUUGCCAUGCAUGGAAAGGGCAAGGAGGCUCUAGAGCUCUUUUCAAAGAUGAGCAGAAUAGGCAUUCGGCCGAACAGUGUCACCUUCAUCGGACUCUUACAUGCGUGCAGUCACAUGGGGUUAGUAGAGGAUGGGCGCCAGUAUUUUGCCACCAUGACUAAGGACUAUGGGAUAAUUCCCCAGAUCGAGCACUACGGAUGCAUGGUCGAUCUCCUCAGUCGUGCAGGGCUUCUGCAGGAGGCCCAUGAGUUCAUUAAGAACAUGGCAAUCAAGCCCAAUGGAGUCGUUUGGGGGGCUCUCCUUGGUGGUUGUAGAGUUCACAAGGACAUCGAGAUGGGUGAAGAGGUGAUCGAGCAUCUUCAAGAAUUAGAUCCACUCAAUGACGGAUAUUAUGUAGUUCUAUCAAACAUCUAUGCAGAAGCAGGCCGAUGGGAAGACGCAGCCAAAGUGAGAAGAUUGAUGAGAGUUCGUGGUGUGAAGAAGACACCCGGGUGGAGUUCAAUAACAAUAGAUGGUGUGGUCCAUGAGUUUGUGGCUGGGGAUAGCACUCAUCCCCAAGCCGAGGAAAUCUAUGAGAAAUGGGAGGAGUUGCUAGAACAGUUGAAGCUAAGAGGGUAUGUUCCGGACACUUCAGUGGUCUUGCUCGACAUGGAUGAGAAUGAAAAGGAGCAUGUUCUAUAUCGGCAUAGUGAGAAAUUAGCGGUCGUUUUCGCACUAAUGAACACGCCUCCAAAAACACCAAUCAGAAUCAUGAAGAACCUUCGGGUCUGCAGCGAUUGCCAUGCUGCUUUGAAAUUGAUAUCCAAUAUUGCAGAUCGGCAGAUAGUCGUCCGUGACCGGAAUCGGUUCCAUUGUUUCAAGGAUGGUUUGUGUUCUUGUAGAGAUUAUUGGUAGCAUUUCAAAUUUUCAAAUUGCAAAUGAAGGUAUUCUUAUGAAGAA